This is a messenger RNA of Peromyscus eremicus (cactus mouse), 2238 nucleotides long. RefSeq names its product RNA binding motif protein 45 (gene Rbm45). The coding region runs from base 93 to 1523 and encodes 476 amino acids. The record is from RefSeq and is a predicted model, not a curated record. NCBI's taxonomy places the organism in Eukaryota, Metazoa, Chordata, Mammalia, Rodentia, Cricetidae. Gene Ontology annotation, molecular function: RNA binding. Gene Ontology annotation, cellular component: ribonucleoprotein complex. The transcript has 10 exons.
UCCGGGCUCUUCCGGAAGCGGAGCCGCGGACUGGCCGGUCGGACUGAGCCGGCAGGGCGCCGCGCCGGUCUCCCUCCCCGCGGUAGGGCACCAUGGACGACGCCAGCAGCUCCGCGGGCAACGGAGGCUUCCGCCCGGGUGUGGACAGCCUGGACGAGCCGCCCAACAGCCGCAUCUUCCUAGUGAUCAGCAAGUACACGUCCGAAUCGGUGCUGAGGGAGCGCUUCUCGCCCUUCGGCGACAUCCAGGACAUCUGGGUGGUGCGCGACAAACACACCAAGGAGUCCAAGGGCGUCGCCUUCGUCAAGUUCGCCCGCAGCUCACAGGCCUGCCGGGCUAUGGAGGAGAUGCACGGACAGUGCCUUGGCCCCAACGACACCAAGCCCAUCAAGGUUUUCAUUGCUCAGUCCCGAUCCUCAGGAAGUCACAGAGAUGUUGAAGAUGAAGAACUCACAAGAAUCUUUGUUAUGAUUCCAAAGUCCUAUACAGAAGAAGACCUGCGGGAUAAAUUUAAGGUGUAUGGCGAUAUCGAGUAUUGCAGCAUUAUUAAGAAUAAAGUCACUGGAGAAAGUAAAGGUCUGGGUUACGUGCGAUACUUAAAACCAUCACAAGCCGCGCAAGCAAUAGAAAACUGUGACAGAAGUUUCAGAGCGCUCUUGGCUGAACCUAAAAAUAAAGUAUCCGAGUCCCCAGAACAAGAUUAUUACAGCAGCAUGCGGCAGGAGACUUUGGGGCAUGAACCUCGAGUCAAUCUGUUUCCCUUCGUUGGAGAACAACCAUCUGAAUUUCCGAGCUUUGACAAGAAUGACAGCAGAGGCCAGGAAGCGAUCUCUAAACGCCUGUCAGUUGUGUCCAGAGUCCCCUUCACGGAAGAGCAGCUCUUCAGCAUUUUUGACAUAGUCCCAGGACUGGAGUAUUGUGAGGUUCAGCGAGAUCCUUAUUCAAACUAUGGUCAUGGUGUGGUUCAGUAUUUUAACGUAGCAUCUGCUAUUUACGCAAAAUACAAAUUGCAUGGAUUCCAGUACCCCCCUGGGAAUCGGAUAGGUGUUUCCUUCCUGGAUGAUGGAAGUAAUCCGGCAGAUCUCAUCAGAAAAAUGGCCACACAGAUGGUGACGUCACAGCUGGCAUCAAUGGUGUGGAGUGACCCAGGUCAGCAGCAGUUUCUGCAAUUUGGAGGAAGUUCUGGGUCACAGUUGCCACAAAUCCAGACAGAUGUUGUUCUUCCAUCGUGCAAAAAGAAAGCCCCUCCCGAAACGCCUGUUAAAGAAAGACUUUUUAUCGUGUUUAAUCCUCAUCCUUUACCGUUAGACGUAUUGGAGGAUAUAUUCUGUCGUUUUGGUAACCUGAUCGAAGUUUACCUUGUGUCAGGAAAGAACGUGGGCUACGUCAAGUACGCAGAUAGGAUAAGCGCCACCGACGCAAUCACGACUCUGCAUGGGAAGAUUCUGAACGGGGUCAGACUGAAAGUCAUGCUGGCGGACUCCCCAAGAGAAGAAUCCAAAAAGAGGCAGAGAACUUACUGAGUCUUGAAACAGUACUCAAGAGCCCGUGGACCCUGGGAACUAAAGGUAUGGUAUGGAUAGAGUGACGGAAACGUGUGGUUAGAUGCGAAGCUGUAGUGCCCUCACUGCAGGGCUCGUACUUUGAGCUGAGCAGAUGUGAUUGAUGGCUGCAUUUGCUCCUGAGGAUGAGAAAAGACCAUGCUUGGAGAAAAUGCACCAGUCCCUGCCAGUCCGUCUGAGUGAUUGCCCCAGAAAGGGGAAGUCUGAGGUUACCCAUUAGGAAUUGAAGCCUGCGUGUCAAGGUCUGUGUGACCUAGCAAAAAUGCAGGUUGACCGAGGCCACAAUCACGGUAGCAUCUGUAAAAACUGCCUACCUGACCAGAGCGUUGCAGACGCGGGAGAAGGAAGACUUCAGGGGGUUAUUUUAAGAAAAUGAUUGUAUUUGAGAUGGGAAACUCUGUGACAAGGUAAGUACUGUUUCCCACAAAAGCUGGGAAAAUACUGAGCGUAGUCAGACAGUGGAAGUGCCUAUUCACAGAUGCUCUUCAGAGUCUGUUUCAUGAAUUCUCCGCCAUUUGUAAGCAGUGCACAACCAACUGAUUUUCUUAUGUAGAGAGUAAUGUUAUGUUCCAGCCUGUGGUGCCUAGGGCAUAGCAGCUAGGUCAGACUGUUAGGGGUAUUUGUUCUAUUAUUUUUAUUUUUUUUUAAUGCUGUAAAAAUAAAGUUAUCUACUUCA